GCGUCGGACCUCCGCGCCCGCCAGCCCACAGGGCAGCGCGCCGGACCCAGCCAGCGGGUCGGCACCCCGCGACCUCAGGAUGCCAGAGGCCCAGAGCUCCCGCCAGGACCCCAGGCGACGGAAGAAGAAGCAGCCGGUGCGCCGCACGGUCAGCCAGAUCUGCCCGCCCCCGCGGCGGCCCCUGACCGUGGCCGACAUCCGGCCGGGCAUGGAGAACGAGAGGCUGGGGGUCGUGCGGGAUUCCAUGUUUCAGAACCCGCUCAUCGUCAAGGCUGAACUUGGGAAGCCCCGAGAAAGAAGUUACACUCUGCCUGGAAUUGAUUUCAAUUACGGGCUCUACGUCCGGGGGCUGGAUGGAGGGGUCCCCGAAGCCCUUGGACACUGGAAUGUGUUUAAGCAGCAGCCCACGUGCCCCCACGAGCUGACCCGGAACUACGUUGCCAUGAAUCGCGGGGCGGUGAAAGCCGGCCUGGUGACUGCUCGGGAGAAUUUCCUCUAUCGCCAGCUCAACGACAUCCGCAUCAGUGACCAGGAUGACCGGCACGUCAAGAAGGAAAUGCCCUCCCUCCCUCCAAACAUGACGUUUGGGGUCGUGGCACGACCUUCUACCCCUUUCUUUGACCUGCUGCAGCACCGGUAUCAGCAGCUCUGGGUGCAGGAACAAAAGGCCACCCAGAAAGCCAUUAAACUGGAGAAAAAGCACAAGGUGAUCCUGGGGAAGCUGUAUGAGACCCGGAGCAGUCAGCUGCGAAAGUUCAAGCCGCCCGUGAAGCUGGACGCCCUCUGGCAUAUGCCUCAAUUCCAGAAGGUGCCCCCCCAUCUUGACACUUUCUUCACCGAGGCGGACCGCCAGAGAGCAAUCAAAGCCCACCAGGAAGAGCACGCGGUGCGCCAGGGGACCCUGCGGAUGGGCAACUACACCCACCCCUAAAGCCUUCUUGACACGGUAGAAAACUCCCGAAGGACUCACCUUCCUCGCCCCAGCUCGCGUUAGACUCCCCCCACCCCCCGCCAUUUUUACGUGGCUUCUGCUUUGGCAAGGACUCAGGUCGUAGCCUGAGACUCAGACUCAGGUCGUAGGUGGCCAAUCCUCAGGUCAGCCAAUACAUACUCACCCCCCCCCCCAACCCUCAACCUAGGGAUUCCCCCUCCUCCAGGAACCCACCCACCCUCGGUUCUCGAGCCCUCACCUGAUAAGCCCGAAUGACAAGGCAGAUGUUAGACCCCGAGCUAAGGGUCGGUUCCUACGCUCUGCCCGUUGAGCGUUAAGAACAACCUGUGUAUUUCCUGCAGAAAGUGUGACAGUAACGUGCUUGAAAAGCCCUCAUUUUAUAUUCUGAACACGAGUGGAACUGUUCUUUGGGGGAUGCCUGAUGUCUCACCAUGCCGGUAUUCUCUCUCUGGGGCCCCUGGCAGUGAAUGGGAAGAGCCCGUGCUCCUGACUCAGGGCCUCCCCCCGAUGCCCUCCACGCCGGGGACCUGUCAAUCACACACACAGGCCAACACAGGCUUCUUCAGCCAGGCUGACCUUGGAAGGGCAACCCCGGCCCAAAGGAGACAGUCUUCCGGGCCAGUAGGUGGGCUGACGAUGCACGGGCUGAGGACUCCUGAGUUCGGCCAAACUCCCGCGUGCUUCUGACCCCAAUCUCUCCGCGUGUUCUUGCCUUCUCCCCACAAAUCGUAUAUCGGUCUAUUUUAAAUGAAAAGUGCUAUUUGUCCCCCUCCCGCUGUAUCUUUAUUUGAAAAUCAGCAAGCCAGUAGCAAGGACCAGCGUCACCCUCUUCCGAUGGCGUUCUGACCCGGAUGCUCUUCGAGGCACAUUACCUUCUCUGACACGUCCCCGCCGUGUCUGUAUGAAGCCGGGCACAUUCUCGAGGUUUUAAAUCCCUUUCCUCGUCUGAAAAUUCCAACGACUCCUCUUCAGCCCAGAGCUCUCCCCGGGAUUUCAGACUCGCUUACCCAACUGCCCGCUUGACGUCUCCACUCGAGCGUCUGCUGUUCGGCGCAAACCAACACAGACGAGACAGAGCGCUUGACUUCCCUUUCUCCCCACCAAACUUGUUUCUCCCUCCGUUUUUCCCUUCUCCUCGACCUGCUGGAGCAUCCUCUCCCACCUCGAGUCUAGCAAGCAGCCUGUCAACGCCUCUUCCCAAACAUCCCAACCCUUCCCCUCCCAACCAUAUUCUCCACAGAGUAGCCCCUUAGCAUUCCAGCAGCUUCCGCCGCUCUCGAAGGAACCUCCACACCCCUCACCCGGCCCACGGUCCUUGCUCCUGCCUUAUGCUUUCUGUCUGCUUCCACUUCUCCCUGGAACACCUGGGCCCCCGACUGUCACCUGCCCAUCGCUUCCUGUCAUCCAGAUCUUCGCGCCAACAUCAAGUCCCCUGCGCAAAAGGUCUUCUGCAAAAUAGCCACCAGUAAAACUCACACCGGCUUGUUUUACUCUUUACAAAACAACGACGCCUUAUUCACUGCCGGUCUCUCCUCUAGCAGGGAUGUGGCGUGGGAUCGGGGACCUAAGAUCCCAAGGGCCCGACAUACGGUAAGUGCCCGUGAUAUCCGUGGAAGGACCCCCCGCAGGAAUGUCCAUUACGGCUCACGCGUCCUGCAGGCCGAGUGCUGGGCAGGGAGGGACAUCCAAGUCUGGCGUUGACGAGUCUGACUGCAUUUCUCGAUCAGCCCUUCCCACCCUACACAUGCGUCCCAAUUCCAUACAAAUCCCACACAUACUAACACCACUCAAGAACCUGGCCCAGCCAGGGCCUUGUCAGACCCCAACCUACUCCAAGGGCCAGAAGUCCUCCUCCCGCCGCACGAGUCCGAGAGGAACAAGCCUCCCCACUGAUUUUGGCCAAAGCCACCCUGAAGCCUUGUGACCCCACAGGGAGCAGCGAGCCUGGUGUGGGAGCACGAGAGAGCCCGCGGGACCCGGCCACUGAGCCGGCAGCCAUCGCACGUGGCCGAGAGCGUGAGGCCUGGCCUCCUCAACUAAUUCCCGUGUGGCCUCGACCAAGUGUCUCAACCUCUCUAUGCCUCGUCUGUGAGGCAGGACAGUGUAGGACGUCUCCUCGAGUUAGAUAACGAUUAAAGAAUGUGUACAGAAUGA
Leopardus geoffroyi (Geoffroy's cat) is the source of this 3106-nucleotide messenger RNA. It is a transcript of the gene CFAP77, whose product is annotated as cilia and flagella associated protein 77. NCBI's taxonomy places the organism in Eukaryota, Metazoa, Chordata, Mammalia, Carnivora, Felidae. The coding region runs from base 80 to 931 and encodes 283 amino acids. The transcript has 6 exons. The record is from RefSeq and is a predicted model, not a curated record.